UACCCAUCGCGACGGCAUGCCCUCCAUAAAUAAUAGAGGGGCAACGAAAUAAAAUGCAUUGAAAAUCUGAAAAUUUGUUUACCUCGUCCUAUUAAAAUUUUCACUUUCGAUUCUCGGCUUUACCAAUGAAUAUUUUUUGACUAGAUUUUCGUAAUUCCCGAAAAGAUUUCCAGUGUACUUCAUUUAAAAAAUAAAAAAUUAUUGAUGAAAAGAUAUGAAAUAUUGUAAGAAAACAGUCACAUAAAUUUAAUAUAAAAUAAAGUGACAGUUAUUCUUAUGGACAUAUCUGAUUUUAUUUUUUAAAUGUUACUUAAGAAAAGAAUUGACAAGGGUGUUUCAGUUAUGUUUACAUUUUUUUGUUUAAUUUAGUGAUGCCAAUGUUUUGCAUGAAUGUGAAUUUUGAUUAUUAAGUUUUGUUUGUAUUUUCAAAUUCAAUUACGUUUGCUUAUUGUAAUUUGUCAUAUAAUUAUUUUUAAAAGAUGUAUAUGUAUGUGUCAUUUAUUGUGAUAAUAGUACCAUUGUGUUUACUGCUAUCUGGCUAAGAUUGAUUGAGCUUUGAUUCAAAUUUUAUUAAGUAGGUAUCAGUAUCACUUUUAAAUUGGUGUGAAUAAUCAUUUAACAACAAAAGUUAGAUCUUUAAAAAUUUGUUUUGUUAAAUUCAAAAAUUGUAAUCAUUUCACUUAAUUUUGUCUAUAAAUAUGAAUUGUGUCUGAAUGUUGUAGUUUUGAUAUGUUAAAUUGUAUAUUGUAUAUUUUAAUUUUAAUUAAAACCUGAACAAGAAUACAUUAAACAUGUGUAUACUAAAGUAUACAUUAGAAAAUAUGAUGAAUUGCUUAUAACGAAAUAGAGGUUUUGAAAAAAAAGAGCAAUGGUCAUUAUAAUAACUAGUUACAUUAAUUUGACUCCAAUGAAAGGAUGUAUUGGUUAUGAAAUUGAUUUGAUAACGCACAUAUAAAUGAACAUUUGAAGUCUUACUAAUAAGCAAUGUGUAAAUAUUGUGUAGCUAGGGUUGGUACGCACAUCUUUCUCGCUCUUGCAAAUAGCGGUUCUGAGCGCCAAAUGUAACCCAACCCUUAUGCAGUGUUUGUAUUUUUCAAUCGAACUCAAAGUCGCAUUGGAAUGACAUCAAGUGAAGUGUAAAUGAUCAAUGGUUACAAAUUUCUUAUUAGUAAGGAUCUAAAUGUUGAUUUGGUAGUUAUAGCACAGUAUAAUUAAUAAUGGUAGUUGCUAUAUAUUUUAAGUCAUACUGAACACAAUUAAUAUAGUUGUUGAUAUCUUUGAAUAUAAUGCAGUUGUAAAUAUUAUGGAAUUCAAUUAGGUGUAAUUUAGUUAGUGACGUUAAUAGUUAUUGUUUUGUGAAAUAUAAUGAAUAUAUUGAAGUUCUUUAUGUGUUUUAUGAAUUUUCCUUGUUCGUAUUAAUACCAUUUCACCAUUAUAUAUGAGCAGAAAAAACUUUUUACCCAUUUUUAAGAAAAUUGAGUGGACGGAGGAGUGGCAAAGUUGAAAUUUAAUGUGUAUCAGUAUAUCAGUGUUACCCUCUUUUAUUUUGCAAUGAAUUCUUAAUCUGUCUAGUCCCUUAUUUAUCAGUCCGUUACGAAAUAGGUUUAAAUAGCAAAAUUACGUAGCUUCGGAUGUAAACGAGAUUCUUUGCGGCACUGCUGGGCUUACGCCAGUCUGACAAAGCCACACUAUAUCUCCUAAACGGUUCUCUGCCUUUUCGGCGAAAAUCGUCUGGCAGAUCAUCAUUUGCCAAUCAACGUUUCGCCGAAUUUUAUUUCGCCGAAUAAUCAUUUGCCAACUAUAUCACUUAGUUUUGUUUUAUUUCCCAACUUAACUAUUGCCAACUGUACGUUUGGUCUGGCUUUUAUAAUGACACUUUUCACAAGGCCAACUUUCAAGUAGCGAAUGUUUCAGAUAGAGUAAUAUUCAUUUUUCUAUUAUAAUUUUCUAAAUCUAAAUAUUUAUAAUUAUUUUUCUAAUGUUGCUAAUAUUUAAGUGCCCUGUGUAGUAAAGCGAUUCGGUUCUGGCACUUCGCCGGCUGCUGCCGCAGCACGCUCGCUUCGCUCGCUCGGCUCGUGCGUUGUUGGUCGCAGUUCUAACCUAACCUAACCGAUUUCUUUCGAUUUCACCUCAACUACGUUCCGCACUUUGAAAUUUUGCUAAUGGUAUAUAAAUUUUUGUUGUUAUAUGUACUUAUUACAAGUUUUUAUUUAUUUCAGGCAAGUUCAAGACCAGGGUUUCGCCAAAAGAUAUGCAAGCGACAUUCAGUUUAAUAUAGAGGUGAAGUGUUUGUUAGCACUCAGUUUUCUUGAGGAAUCUGAAAUAUACGUAUAUUUCGAAAGUAUCUUAAAAAGUUUGAAAGAUCCAGAUUGGCAACAAUUAGCGCAUUGGUUCGAAAACAAUUAUGUACACGGAACAUCAACCACACAACCUAAAUAUCAGCCUAGAUUUUGGAGCUGCUAUGAAACAAACAAGAUGAAUAUACCACGAACACAGAACUCGGCCGAAGCCUGGCAUAACAAAAUAAACAAUAUUAUUGAUAAAAAUCACCCAGGUGUUUAUGAAUUGAUAAAACAAUUAAUAAAGGAAACCGUUGCCAACGAGGGGGAAAUAGAAAAUAUAUUAACAGGUGCCCCACCAGAACCCAAGAAAAAAAAAAACUUAG
Messenger RNA from Diatraea saccharalis (sugarcane borer), 2665 nucleotides. Lineage: Eukaryota; Metazoa; Arthropoda; Insecta; Lepidoptera; Crambidae. The record is from the annotation of a GenBank genome assembly.